CACCACAAAUACAAAACAUUUCAAUACACAAACACACACAUUUUGGAUUUAGUUUUAACACCAACUGCAAGAGAGAAUGACGAAAGAGUCCACUACCAUUGACGUCGGCGAGCCGAGCACCGUGACCAAAAGUUCAAGCCAUGUCGUAGUGGACGCGAAGAAGAAGAAGGGCUUUGUGGCAGCCGCCGCAGGAGGUGGCUACAAGAGAGGUUUGGCCAUAUUCGAUUUCCUCCUCCGUUUGGCGGCCAUAGGAAUCACCAUCGCCGCAUCCUCUCUCAUGUUCACCGCCGAGGAGACUCUUCCCUUCUUUACUCAGUUCCUGCAGUUCCAAGCCGGUUACGAUGACGAUCCCACAUUUCAGUUCUUUGUGAUAGCCACAGCCAUAGUCGCCGGCUAUCUCCUCCUUUCACUUCCCUUCUCCAUCGUAACUAUUGUCCGUCCACAAGCUGUCGCGCCCCGGCUCAUCCUCCUCAUCUCCGAUACCGUGGUCGUGACGCUCAACACAGCAGCAGCGGCUGCGGCAGCAGCAAUUGUCUACCUCGCACAUAACGGCAAUGCAAACACCAAUUGGCUCCCCAUUUGUCAGCAGUUUGGAGACUUUUGCCAGGCCGUGAGUACCGCAGUUGUAGCCGCUUCUAUCGCGGUUUCUUUCUUCAUUCUUCUCAUUGUCAUCUCAGCCAUUUCCCUAAAAAGGCAUUGAUUUGAUAUUUUCCGCGUGUCAAGAUUGGAAUGGAUCUUUCUUCAUGUAUAUGUUUGUGGCUUGUGCUUUGUGUAACAUGAGAUGAUAUGUAUAUGGUCUCAUUAUGGUGUGGACAAUGUAACUGGAGUUUUAUAUGUUUCAAGUGGAAUUUGUCUUGGUUCAGCUUAAAA
Molecule: messenger RNA, 870 nt
Organism: Eutrema salsugineum
Lineage: Eukaryota; Viridiplantae; Streptophyta; Magnoliopsida; Brassicales; Brassicaceae
Product: casparian strip membrane protein 1
Exons: 3
Coding region: 77-700 (207 amino acids)
Source: RefSeq, a predicted model, not a curated record